AUGGCCCUUCCCCAGGGCCCAGAAGGUGACAGCCUCCCCACGGGGGACCCCAAGCCCGCGGGGGACCCCAAGCCCGCUGAGGACACUGCAGGGCCCAGCCAGGCCCCUGCCAGCACAGCAGCCACCAGGCGGCGGGCGCUCCUGCAGGAGCUAGAGGCCCAGGUGCAGGCGGCCUACGGGCAGGUGAGGACCCCCAUUCUCCUGUGCCGGGUGCCAAAAACAGGGGAAGGUGAGAGGGGCCACUGCCCCAGCUCAUGGCGGGCUCUGCUGCAGGACAGCUGGCAGUGGCUCGGUUCCCCCCCCCAGGGGACUCCCGCCACACUGGGCCCCAGCCUCAGCCCCGAGAAGCAGGGGGACCCUGGGCCGGGCGUCCAGGGCUACUCAGUGCUCAACAGCCUGGUGGGGCCCGCCUGCAUCUUCCUGCGGCGUAGCAUCGCUGCCACCCAGCUCGACCGGGAGCUGCGGCCAGAGGAGAUUGAAGGUAAAGGGUUUGGGAAAGAACUGGAGUUUCUGGAGGGGGGAAAGGGACACGAACCAGACGGGAGGGCAGAGAGCAAAAGGAGGGCCAGGGCUGGGCAGGGGUCUCUGAUGGUCUCUGAUGAGCAUGGCCCCCCAGGUGGUGGGAAGGUGGACUUUGACGACUUUGUGGAGCUGAUGGGCCCCAAGCUGCUGGCAGAGACGGCAGACAUGAUUGGUGUCAGGGAGCUGCGGGACGCCUUCCGAGAGUUUGACACCAACGGGGAUGGCUGCAUCAGCUUGAGUGAGCUCCGGGCAGCCCUCAAGGUCCUGCUGGGGGAACGCCUCAGCCAGCGGGAGGUGGAUGAGAUCCUCCAAGACAUUGACCUCAACGGGGAUGGCCUGAUUGACUUUGAAGAGUUUGUGCGAAUGAUGUCUCGCUGAGCCUGCACAGAAGCUGGAGGCAGCAGAGAGGACUUGGGACCACAGCCACUGCCCACCAGUGUGUUCCCGGAAGCCCAUAGCCUCAGCUGGCCCCCUGCACCUCUCCUCUCCGCCUGUGUGCAAUGCCCUUGUCUGCCUGCACCCCCAUCCCCACCCCCACUCCUCCACCAAGCCCCUUGCUCAUUUCUGUUUGUCUGACAAUAAAGUACCU
Messenger RNA from Hipposideros armiger (great roundleaf bat), 1111 nucleotides. It is a transcript of the gene CABP2, whose product is annotated as calcium binding protein 2. Gene Ontology annotation, molecular function: calcium ion binding; calcium channel regulator activity. Gene Ontology annotation, cellular component: cytoplasm. NCBI's taxonomy places the organism in Eukaryota, Metazoa, Chordata, Mammalia, Chiroptera, Hipposideridae. The record is from RefSeq and is a predicted model, not a curated record. Gene Ontology annotation, biological process: visual perception.